CCUUUGCUUGCUUCUUCCUUCGCCGCCGCCUCAACCGCGGCCACCACCCCCCUCUUCUCGCCGGAAAUGCCCAGAGCAACGUCCGCGCCUGCAGUAGGAUCACUUCCCCGCCUCCCGCUUGUCCGGUUCUCCGCUCCGCAAUCCCGAUCUGCGGUUUUCCGGUAGCGCUGAGGGUGGGGGUGGGGGGGUGAAGGCCUGUGGGUCAUACCCCGAGGAGCCUCCUCCGCCCGUCCCAGGCAACUCCCCUUCUGAAUAUCGCCGCGCAGGGAUAGGGGCAGGUGGUCCCUGGACACAGCCCUCUGGAAGGAACCCCCACUCCUACAAUUGCCGCUUCCAUAUGCUUCCAGGCUCUUGGUUCGGCGGCUUCGCACCUCCUUUUUCUCGCCUGGACCUGAUUGUUUGUCUUCCCCGAGAGAAGGCCAACUUUUAGCCGCGGGGAAGUGAGGGAAUCGUGUUGGGCCGCGCCUCCGAAGUUCCCCCACGGUGUUUAAAGCGCUCUCUUUGUUUGUACAUCUUUCAGAGCCUCCUCGCAUUGAACCAAAAUGCAUCGCACCACCCGCAUCAAAAUUACGGAGCUCAACCCCCACCUCAUGUGUGUGAUUUGCGGAGGAUACUUCAUUGAUGCUACCACGAUCAUCGAGUGCCUGCACUCCUUCUGUAAGACUUGUAUUGUGCACUACUUGGAGAGCAGCAAGUAUUGUCCCAUUUGCGAUGUCCAAGUUCACAAAACUAAGCCUCUUUUGAACAUAAGGUCUGAUAAAACUCUCCAGGACAUUGUGUACAAGUUAGUACCAGGNUUAACUGGCUGCCCAAGCAGAACCUCAUUGUCCGGGGCAGAACACAGCUCCUGUGGUGAACUGAAUUUAUACACCAAAGGCGGGAAUCAGUGCCGACUGGCGACUACNUACAAUAGUAUAUGUCCUUUUUCUAGAGUUGAACAGAAAGGAAGCAAUGAGAAAGAAAAAGCCAAUGAGGAGGCCAAAGAUAAAAGAUAUUUACGCUGUCCUGCAGCAAUGACUGUAAUGCACUUGAGAAAGUUUCUCCGGAGCAAAAUGGACAUACCGAAUGCUUUUCAGGUUGAUGUCAUGUAUGAAGAAGAGCCUUUGAAGGACUACUACACACUAAUGGACAUAGCAUACAUUUACACUUGGAGAAGGAACGGUCCCCUCCCUUUAAAGUACCGUGUGCGACAAACCUGCAAGAGAAUGAAAAUAGGGGGUCAGCAGCGAGAUGGCUUGCAUAACAGUGGGGACCUGGAAAGUGACUCUGGCAGUGAAAAAGCUGGCAGCCCCAUGGGAGGCGCUCCUUCCACAUCAUCCUGCGUGCUCAGCCCCAGCACUCCGGUGCAAUCUCCCCACCCCCAGUUCCCCCACAUCUCUAGCACUAUGAAUGGAACCUGUGGCAGUCCCAGCAGUAACCACCAUGCGUCCUUUACCAACAGAACCCCAAAAGUGUCAGUGAACAGUUGCUCUGUGACUUCUUCUGGCUGACCUGCAUAAACUGUCCUUUCUGAUUCUCAAGACUGGAUGCCAAGGUUACAGGUUAUUGCUCUUUUUCUGCCCUUUGGUCUCUAUUGUGCCACACCAUUAAGCUUUAUAGUUGCAAAUUCCACGAGUGUCUGCCUGAUGGUUAAUAAAAGUAAUAAUGAUUGGAUACUAAAUGGGUGGACAAGAUAUGGACUUUGUUAUAUUAAACAACCACUGCAGCAAACGAUUUCUUAAGGACCAGCAACAUAAAAAAAAUAUCAGUCCAGAUAUUUUUGGAGUAUUUUAUUUUUUGCUUCCCAUUAUUGAUCUGUUUCCUGAUUUGGAGUCAGAAGUGUCUGUAAAUGGAUGGCUGUCACAAAUGAAACCCAAAUUUUGUAAAUUCAGAUUAAUUUCCUAAAUAUCUUUCAGAUUAUGAACUGUGGUUCCCUGGUUUUGUGGACUCUCAUUGAAAACAAGUGCUUUUUAUCCCUUCUCCACCUUGAGAUGCUGAGAUGCAUAAAUGCCAGAUUGAAUAUGCAUAAAACAAUGCAUAUAUGUAGCCACACCACUGUGAAUAACAAUGCAUUUGCUUUAGUAGCCAUUUUGAUUUGUAGUUUGCACCCACGACUUUUCUGUGCAACGUCUGAAGCCAUUAAAAGACCAGAAGGGAAGGGGAAAGUUCUAUGGAAGAAAAGAAGGAAGAGGGGCAGUCUAGGUUCAGAUUUAAAGCGGGUAUUGCCAUUUAUUUUACUGGCUGAUUUAAAGAAAAAGGUAUGCAAGAAAACAAGAUAAGUUCUUGUGACAUUGUGAGCUUGUGGAAACAUGCCAUAUUGUUAUAUGACAAAACAGGAAGCAGUACUGUAUGACAUGAAGAAAAAAAAAUGUUUCAUGCAGUGUCGAUGGUGGUUAAAUAAAUCCUGUUGGCUCAGCCCUCGCAGAUGCUUCUUCAAGUGGGAGUAGGGGGAAUCCUGCUGAAGGAUCUACAAACCCUUGGCCUUGAAAGUGGGAGAGCUACCGUAGUUUCCAUCUCCGCUAACCUGGAAGCAAUUGACAAUAUCGAAAUGAUUUCAUGGAUCUUGUCUAUUUCCCAGGAUUUUUACAUUUACUCAACAUAAUUAUUUUUAAUGCUGGGGAGGGAGGGCAAGGGAGGCCUUGGAGAAAAUGGAGGAACAUGGGAAGGACUUCAUUUUAUAUGGGAAAGGAUAGGGAUAUGUGGUUAUUUUUCUCCCAGCAAAGGCACAAAAAUGCAUAUAAGAAGCCAUAAAGUAUACUGGAACCUUUUUCAUUUAUUCUUUCUAAAGAAACCAGUAAAUUGAGAUGAAGGUUUUUUAUCUACAUUUAAUACAUAUGUACAGUAUGCAUAUGGUACAGUAUUAACUUGGUUAAAGAUUAACAGGCACAUUGAUAUUUUCCAAUGAGCUGCCUGAAAACCUUUCUGGAAAAUAGUUUUCUGAAGAGAGCAGUUUUUUUGAGGUUGGGUGGGAAGGCUUGAAAAUGUAAGUCUCUUGAAGAAACUUCAAUACCUUUCAGUCUGCUUUGCUUUGGUCAAAAUGAGUGUGGUGUGUAUGCUCCUUCUUCACUCAUAAGUUACACAUUUGUGAGAGUGUUUGUCCUAUAUGCCUAUUGUUUUAUGUUUCUACAGGGAUAUUGUAGCUAAGUAUUUCAUUGUAUCAUGUGCAAAAAAAGAAAAAAAGCACAAUUUAUGCUUUGUCUUGCUUACAGUCAUUAAAUAAUUACUUUUACAUGUA
This is a messenger RNA of Thamnophis sirtalis, 3214 nucleotides long. The record is from RefSeq and is a predicted model, not a curated record. NCBI's taxonomy places the organism in Eukaryota, Metazoa, Chordata, Lepidosauria, Squamata, Natricidae.